Molecule: messenger RNA, 2771 nt
Organism: Betta splendens (Siamese fighting fish)
Lineage: Eukaryota; Metazoa; Chordata; Actinopteri; Anabantiformes; Osphronemidae
Gene: kncn
Product: kinocilin
Exons: 5
Coding region: 2103-2561 (152 amino acids)
Source: RefSeq, a predicted model, not a curated record
UAAUUGUAUUUAUGCAUUACAUUUAAUUAAUAUCUUUAUUGACAGUAAGUACAUUUACCAUACAGAUAUAUAACUCUGUUAAAUAGGUAUUUUCUGAUGUCUGUAGGACAUGGCAUUUCAUGUCUUGGCUCGUUGGUCUAGGGGUAUGAUUCUCGCUUAGGGUGCGAGAGGUCCCGGGUUCAAAUCCCGGACGAGCCCACGUUUUUAAUUUUAAGAAAUUCUUUUCAAACAUAAUGCAUUAUGCAUUUUCCCUUUUUCUUUAUCUCUAACGUACUUGUCCAUCAAUAUGAACGUCAAAAAUCCAGAAUAAAUAAAUCGAGUAGAAUCACAAACAUUUUUUUUGAUGUUUAAAUAAAGUACAUUAUGUCGAGAACUGAUCAGUAUGCUCUCAACAAUUCCAACAGGGAACCAUUCAAAAAUGAAUUUAUGUGUAAAAACAUUUGACCCCGACGUGAUUUGAACACGCAACCUUCUGAUCUGGAGUCAGACGCGCUACCGUUGCGCCACGAGGUCUGUCAUUGCCUGUCUACUACAGGCUUUAUAAGCCUUAAAACACAUAGUCAAUGUAAAAAUGUAAAAUAUCAAACCAUUUUUUUAAACCUUUGGCAUAUCCUCAACUCAGUCACAACCAAAACCAACCAACCUCCUACUAUUUAGUUUAUGGAAAAUAAACGCGUUUUUGUGUUUUUUGAUUUACAAAAAGCAGUACUUCACAUAGAAAAACUUGGAUAAGUUAAGGGUUAAAUAAAGUCACAUACAUUUGUAACGACUCAGGCACCUAUCCCGUUGCAAACCACAUUAUACUUGAUUAUAUACAAAUGGAGUAUUGUACGUCAAAUUAAAAGUGAUCCGUAGCAUUGCGACGGUGGCCGGUUAGCUCAGUUGGUUAGAGCGUGGUGCUAAUAACGCCAAGGUCGCGGGUUCGAUCCCCGUACGGGCCAGCAUUCUUUUCAUGGUCCUUGAGAACUUUAUCACCUCCACUCUCCCUUUAGCCUCUCAAGCUUUGCAUGGCUGUUUAUUUAAAUAAACAUUAAACCCCUUUUCCCUGUAUACAAAAUAUACAAUACAAUAUACAAUACUUUCUAGUCCAAGAAGUUGCGUUGGUGGUAUAGUGGUUAGCAUAGCUGCCUUCCAAGCAGUUGACCCGGGUUCGAUUCCCGGCCAACGCAUAAGUUUUUUAUUCAUUCUGCAGCCAACUAAACUAAACUCAGUAAAGUGAGAAUUUUCACUAACACAGUCAACUAAAAUUGCUGUCUGAAAAUUAGGUACACGUGUAACAUUACAUACAUAAAGUCAUACAUUGAAUGGUUAAUGGCGCAGCUAAUCUACAGGGGUACAGAUGAAAAUUCAGCAAAGUAAAAAGAAAUGCCACCUGUUUAAGGCUUUUGCAUUACUGAUCAAUAACAGUAUGGAAGUACAGAAAGAUCUGAUAGAAAGAAUGUUACUGAAUCUCUACUGCACUGAAAGUUUAUUUGUCAUCCUAUUCACCAGUGUUAAUCGUUCUUACCCUCCUUUUCCCUCUGUUGCCAUGGAUAUGCUAUUCCUAUGGCAACUGCGGCCUUUUGUGGAUGGCCUCUGGCCCCCACCUUAGAGGACUUUCUAAACCUUUCACUGCACAUUUCCUACCGCAGACAAAUCCCACAGUAGCAACUACUUUUAUGUGUGUUUUCUUUCUCCCCACCCUUCACUGAUGCUCUGGCUUUGGACUCAAACUACUGUGACUUGAUGCAUUGCAAGCGUCUUUGACAGAAGAGCAGAUGUUUGUUGCUUGCGACUUCCAUUGAUACCUGAUGCCAGCGCUGAUAGAAGGGCUGUGAUCAUGUGAUCAGAUUUGCAGUCUGAAGAGCCAGCUCUCCAGGCUCUCUAAUUUUUGGCGUCAAUGGAAACCAGAGCUCCGUCUUUAAAGUUGCAUGAGACGUCUUGAGCAGCAGAGAAUAGAGAUGGAGCCUCAGCCAGAGAAAGUGUUUCUGUGUCAGAGAGAGUGAAACAAGGGAGCAAUGCGGCCGUGCAGACGACAGCGGAUGACCACCGUCUAACAGGAGCAGCGUCGGUAGUCUUGGGUGUUGUCGUGUGGGGCAUGUGGGGGGGCCUCCACCUGCUGAAUGAACUCCGUCAGUAUCGGGGAGUACCAUGGGCUACGGGUGGGCUCGGCCCUGCUCAGCAUUGUGGCGGGCUGCAUCAUCAUCGGGGUGUCCAGGGAGUGCGAUGCUGAUGCUGUGGGGGGCAUCUUCCUGGGAGCAGGCGGCCUCGGUCUGCUCAUAUCAAUCUAUCCCUUCAUAAAAGCCUGGCUGAAUAUCAACCAUAUUCUCCCAUCCUUCGGGAACUUCCGAGUGCACCCCACGCCCGCCAACCCGGCUCCCGAGCAGCCCAUCGACGCGCUGAGACGAGAAGUGACUCAGAGUCAACUCAAUCUGGAACGCUCUAAGAGUCGUAUGGGGACCUUUGUGGAGGGUGGGCCGACGGCUGAGACCAACGCAGAUGAAGGGACUUCUUCAGACAUGCCAGAUGUCUUAUCAAGACGGAAACUCAAGCAGUCAGCUGCACCUCAAGACCUGCCAUGAUGCUGUGAUGCUGUGUGGGACCAGACCAGUAUUAUGUUGUCUUCUUCAUAAAUAACCCCCAUAUUAUACAUUGUACCAGAACAUGCUUAGACCUCUGUCAUUCAUUUCUUCAUGCAGCGCAUCUGUUGCAUCGUCUGUGCUAAUUUGUGAAAUCAACUUAUGAUGUGUUGCUUUUGUGGUCCAAUAAAAGUUUCCAAGAUUAAAUUGUGA